Trichogramma pretiosum is the source of this 2094-nucleotide messenger RNA. RefSeq names its product serine/arginine repetitive matrix protein 2-like. Lineage: Eukaryota; Metazoa; Arthropoda; Insecta; Hymenoptera; Trichogrammatidae. The coding region runs from base 1 to 2094 and encodes 697 amino acids. The transcript has a single exon. The record is from RefSeq and is a predicted model, not a curated record.
AUGACGAGCGACGGCGGCCACGAGGCCGACGACGAGGCCGACGAGGACGUCCAGAGCCCCGGCGACGACGGAGCCACCACGGACGACGACUCGGAGCGCUGCCAGGACUGCGGCCACCGGCGGCCCCUCGAGAUCUCCUACACGAUCGAGGACCUCGACACGCUGGACCAGCGCCAGCGCCAACUGCGCCAGUCCCAGAGCAGCGGCGGCCUCGAGGUCAGCAGCGACGGUCGGCGCUGCCGGAGCUUCCUGUCGCCGGACGACGCCCUGCGGGAUCUGCGCAAGCACGCCAGCCAGGGCGCCGAGAUCCGCUGGGAGCUGCACAGCUCGCGCAGCGACGUGGGCCAGGCGACGACCACCAGCACCACCUGCGGCUGCCACCGUAGCCAGAGCACCCUGACGCCGAGGAGCCAUCCCCAGCGGGGCGAUCUGCGCAAGCAUCACAGCGCCGAGAAGGACAAGUGGUCGCUCAAGCCCGAGUCGGAGCACGAUCUGCGCAAGCACCUGAGCGACGACUGCCGCAUGGCCGGAAGCAGCCGCGAGCCCCGCUGGACCGAGCACCUGCAGGUGCCCGAGGUGCACGCCAAUCCGCGCCAGCGCUGCACCUGCGCCAAGCGCCUGGGGCCCGUCUCGUUGUCGCCCUCGCCGAGCGACGAAACGCCCGAGGACAGCCGCAGACCUUCGCUGAGAGCCUCGAGGUCCCUGUCACCGGAGGACUUGCCGCAACAGCAACAGUUGCUGCAGAAACGGCCGAGCGCCACCGACUCGCGAUCGUUGACACCGGUGCCGCAAUCCGAGCAGCAGGCCAGGACCCCGUCGCCGCAGCCACAGCCCGAGGCUCAAAAGGCCAACAGCAAGGCCAGCAAGAAGGACAAGGCCCGAAUGGCCGAGGAGCGUAAAGCCAUGCGAUCCAAGUGGGCCGUCAAGCCGCACUUCUCGCUGCCGUCCGAGCCCAAGGGCCACAAGCUCUGGAGCGACAAGGACCCCAAGAGCAAGAGCUUGAAGGAGCGGCCCAAGUACAGCGUGCGCCGCAGCCUCUCGCCGGAUCCCGACCCGCGCCAGGUCUAUCGCCUCGACAAUCGACUGGUGCGCAAGCUCAUCUCGCCCGAGGUCAGCCUCGUCGACGCCAAGUGGGCUCCGUACGAGGGCCACUCGCCGCUGCCCAACGUCGGCAUGCGACGACGCGACACCAAGAAAGUCGUCCACGAGAUCCAGUGGCAGCCCUACGAGUCGCCCAUUCACAUCGGCAAGAGCGCCAACGCGGCUGCUCCGGCUGCGGAGAGCUCGGAGGGCCCGCUGGCUUACAGCACCCUCGAGAAGCAGGUGAGCAUCUACGGGGCCGAGGAUCCACCCAAGCCCGGCGACGAGUUCAGCAGCGUCACCCCGACGCACCUGCCGCCUCCGAUAGCCACUCCGCAGCACGGCGUCAGCAGCGGCACCGACGACGACGACGAGGCCUUCCGCAUGCGCAUGCUCAAUCAGGUCUCGGCCUUUCCCAUGUAUCAGGGCGCCUGGCGCGAGGAGACGCCGCCGCCGAGUCCACCCGCCCCGGAUCUGUCGACGCCCGUCUGGGCGCCCAAACCGCCGACUCCGCCGCCGGUGCGCAAGCAGCAGUCCGUGCGGGCGGUGACGCCCUCGCCGCCGCCCGAGAAGCGAUCGACCUUCAAGCUUCGCUCGACCAGCAGCAAGAAGAAGGCGGCCAUGCGAGCCAAGUCGCAGGAGAGCACGCGACAGGACAAGCGACGCUCCACCGUCAAGCACUCGACGCGUCGCGGUGAUCCUCGACUCGACGACCAGGACAUCUAUCAGCAACAGCAGCAGCAGCAGAAUCAACGUCGCAGACCACAACUUCUGCGCUCGAAAGCUCUGCUGCUCGAGGCACCGACCAUGGAGGCGAGCAAGCGAUCGCUCAGCGAGGAGGUCCGGCCCAAGAGGCGCACCGAGUCCAGCGUCAAGCGGGGCCUUUACUUCCGGGCCAAGAGCGAGGACGCGGCGCGCUACAAUCCUUGGCUCAGCGGCGACGAGGACGACUACGAAUACGACGAGGGGGUCGACCUCGAGGCCGAGCUACGCGAGUACGUCACGACGGUCUGA